Molecule: messenger RNA, 810 nt
Organism: Scaptodrosophila lebanonensis
Lineage: Eukaryota; Metazoa; Arthropoda; Insecta; Diptera; Drosophilidae
Product: RNA exonuclease 4
Exons: 2
Coding region: 1-777 (258 amino acids)
Biological process (GO): rRNA processing
Cellular component (GO): nucleus
Molecular function (GO): 3'-5' exonuclease activity; nucleic acid binding
Source: RefSeq, a predicted model, not a curated record
AUGUCACUGCCGCAGCUAGUACAAGGUGACAAAAAAUUGGAUAUGGAUAAAGGUGAAUCCCCGAAACAAAGUAAAAUUCACGCUUCCAUGGAAAGCUUGAAGGUGCAACAGCCAAAUAUUAACCGACGCGCCGCCGGCUCAAAUUGGCAGGCAGCAGCCGCUGGAACUGAAAACCAGCAACAAAUUCCUCCAGCUGAAGGAACCCCACCGCCGCUAACAAAAUCAGCACGUAAGCGGCUAAAGCGAAAUGCACAGCGAAAUCGGUUUGUGGCCAUGGAUUGUGAGAUGGUCGGUAUCGGACCCAACGGCCAGUUUGACAUGCUGGCCCGCGUCUCAUUGGUCAACAAGACGGGAGAGGUGCUGCUUGAUAAGUAUGUGAAGCCGCGCGAUGAAGUUACUGAUUAUCGCACUAGCGUGUCUGGAAUACGUCCACAAGAUAUUGAGAAUGGCGAGGAGUUUAAUGUCGUCCAGGAGGAGGUGAUCAAACUGCUGCAGGGCAAAAUUCUUGUGGGACAUGCCUUGCGAAAAGACUUCGAAGUUCUUCACAUUAAGCAUCCAUUUGCCAACAUACGCGACACCGCGAGCUACAAGCCGCUGUGCAAGGUAGUGUCCAAUGGACGCACACCGAGCCUGAAACGUCUCGCCCUCGCUGUACUCGGCCAGGAAAUACAGACAGGCGAACACAGCUCCGUAGAAGAUGCGCGCGCCGCCAUGGGUGUUUACAAUCGCAUUGCUGGUGAUUGGGAGAAAUAUCUUGAGAAGCGUCGCCAUAAGUAGCAUAAUGCAAGCAGUUGAUGCUUAAUCAACAAG